This is a messenger RNA of Empidonax traillii (willow flycatcher), 2324 nucleotides long. RefSeq names its product alpha-1,4-N-acetylglucosaminyltransferase (gene A4GNT). The transcript has 3 exons. Gene Ontology annotation, biological process: protein O-linked glycosylation. Gene Ontology annotation, molecular function: acetylglucosaminyltransferase activity. NCBI's taxonomy places the organism in Eukaryota, Metazoa, Chordata, Aves, Passeriformes, Tyrannidae. The coding region runs from base 566 to 1744 and encodes 392 amino acids. The record is from RefSeq and is a predicted model, not a curated record.
UUUAAUAUUUCAUAUGACGAGAUCCAGCUCUGAGAAGCGGCUCAGGAGCUGCUACAGCUUAGUGCUUGCAGGGGAAUUUUCACAGGGUUCAUUUUGCUCUGGACUUAUCUGUAUUCUGGAGGGUGACAUGGAAAUGCAGCUCAUUAAUUACCUGAACACACAGAACUCUGUUUCCUCCCAUUCCCUUUAAUCAGUCAAGUUUUGGACACUUCCAGGGGCCUCUUGGGUGCUGGGUUGUCAUUCCAGGUGUCUCCCCUGUGGUGGACCCUGGCUGCUGAUCCCAGGUGGCAUUUCAGGAGGGAAUUUCUUGUGUCUCCAGCCUGUCAAACAGUGGAGAGCAGAUUCCAUGCAGAAACUCCUGGUGCUGUGCAGGCUCGUGUUCUGGUAGGACCAGGAGUGAGGAGCUUGGUCUGGCUGAUGGAGGCACGAGAUGGGUCUCACCUAAAACCUGUCCCUUCUUUGUCCCUUUAGGUGAGUCCCAAAGCUCUCCUGGGACUGAGGUUCAGGAGAAGCAAAGCUGGUUUUCACCUGUGCAUCAGUGUCCUGCCUCCAGAAAUCCCUUUGCAUGCUCCAGACGGUUUGGGUGUCUUCACCAGGGAGCUGGACUUUAAAGGAGUCUGAACAUCACCACGGGGGCAGAAAAAGGAGAUGGAGAUGUAAAUGUCUCAGAACUGUAAUCCAGCAUCCAUGCCGGAGGCAUGUCCCCAAACGCCCAGGGAAAGCAAGAAUGCUGAGGAAAAUCCAGAUCUGCCUCUGUUUCUGCUUUGUCUCGGGCAUCUUGUACGAGAUCUCUCUGCUGUCCAGCUGCGUCUUCAACUACCUGCCCAUGUCCCAGCACUACUUGACACCUGAGCAGGUCCUGAGCCUUGGGAAGAGCAUCAUUUUCCUGGAAACCACAGAGCGUCUGGAGCCACCCCCGCUGGUGUCCUGCUCUGUGGAAUCUGCUGCCAGGGUUUACCAGGACAGGGCCGUCAUCCUCUUCAUGAAGGGACUCACCAACGAGACAGCCUUGGACCUGAACACCAGCUAUGCAGCCUUCUCACUUCUGUCUUCCAUAAAGAAUGUCUUCAUUUUCCCUCUCCAGAUGGAAACUGUCUUCCAGGAGACCCCUCUGCUCCAGUGGUACAACCAGGUGGUCCCGGAGCAGGAGAAGAACUGGGUGCACGUCAGCUCCGACGCCAGCAGACUGGCACUCAUCUGGAAGUAUGGAGGCAUCUACAUGGACACAGAUGUCAUCUCCAUCAGGCCCAUCCCCGAGCGCAGCUUCCUGGCGGCGCAGAAGUCGCGCUUCUCCAGCAACGGCAUCUUCGGCUUCCCUGCCCACCACAAGUUCAUCUGGGACUGCAUGGAGAACUUUGUUCUCAAGUACAACGGCAACAUCUGGGGCAACCAGGGCCCCUUUUUGAUGACCAGGAUGCUCAAGACCCUCUGCAAUCUCACGGAUUUCGAGGGCACCGAGGACCACAGCUGCCGGAACAUCUCCUUCCUCAACCCCCAGCGCUUCUACCCCAUCCCGUACCCAGCCUGGAGCAGGUACUACCAGGUGUGGGAUGAAAGCCCCAGCUUCAACCACUCCUACGCCCUGCACCUGUGGAACUUCAUGAACCACAACAGGAAGGCUGUGGUGGCCGGCAGCAACACCCUGGCCGAGAAGCUCUACAAGGCCUAUUGCCCCACCACCUACGAGGACCUGAUCCAGAAUGCCAAGCAGAGGGACUUCAUAGGCUCUGAGGAUGAUGUGUGACAGGGGGUAAGGAGGAGAGGGGUGAUCCUCCCAGCCCUCCCCAUGCUGGGGCCAAAACACAGUCACCACUGGUGUCCAUGCCCUGCUUUGCAGGUGAAAGAGAGAACUUUUCAUAACCACCCCCGCCCGUUCCCUUGGAAUACUGAGGAUGGUGGUGAGACGUUGCCUCCAGGGACACUAAGGACACCUUUGCCUCAUUUCUGUUUCCUGAGAGGUGCUCAUGAACCAAACCUUCCUUAAUCAAAGGGAUUUUGAGCCUUCUAGUGAGCUAAAAAGUUCCUAAAGAGAUGUGUGGCCUCCUAGGAGGAAUCUUCUCUCCAUGCUAUUGGCAGCUGCCACCUCAGAAAAGCUGGAAACACAACAGGCUUUGGACUGGGCUGAAGCCUCUGAGGCAAACAAGGGUGGGUGACAGAAAUUUCUGCUGAAGAGAAGCCCAAACCACCACUUUUUCCCUGUGUUUUUCUCACAUGAACUUUACCCCCUACGUUUUUGAGAGGGAAAUUACUAGUGCAAGUGAAAACAAACAGGUUAAUAAACCACCACUCCUCUGAGCUUGCUUUUCCCUGGAAAGUGAGUCACA